UUUAUCUGGUUUGAUAUUUCCGAAAAAAGAAAAAUACCGACCUCUGAAUUAAUAUAGUAAUAUAUGACAAAAAUUAGAUGUGACAAAUUGUGAUGAUAUAAAAAUUUUUCUUGCCCUCUGGAAACCUCCACAGAGGUCCAAUUAUUUAACAAUAAAUUUAUCCAUCUCACGGUGUUACUCGCUCUUAAGAUCUGACGUAUAGCAAGAUGGCUGACGUCAGAUAGUGAAAUUUGGUGAUAACGAGUACUCAAAGUGUUUUUGCAUCGUAAUUCUGUGUUUUAUAAUCGGUGAGCAGGAGCUAGCGAUGUUUCAAGACUGUACGCGUCUCAGAAAUUUGUUUUAUACUGUUUAGGCAUAUGGUGCUUGUAAAUAUCAUUCUUAAUAUGAAUGGUUUCUUAGCAUCAUUUUCUUGAACUACAUCUAAAGGCAAAUCAUGUCACAGUGUGAAGUGGAGGCUCCGACUCCCGGGUUCCACCAGCUCAGCAUUACCGUUGAAGCAGCCCUAUUGCGCAAUUCAUCAUUUUUGAAGCCAAAUCCAUAUGUUGAAUUUUCGGUGGAUGACAAAAGCCCCCGUAAAACAGAAAUUGCUAAAUCUACAUAUCAACCUAAGUGGGUAGAAAAAUUUACAAUUCUUGUGACUCCCUACUCUCAGCUACAUUUCAAGCUGUUGGAUCACAGUACUUUUCGUAAAGAUGCUUUAAUUGGAGAGAAACGUAUAAACUUGUUCCAAGUUCUAUCCUAUUAUAGUGGAAAGUUGGACAAUGUAGAAUUGACUUUAGAUUUGAUGAGUGAAAAUAAGCAUGAUGUCUAUAGCCCACCGUCAAAGGUUGGAGAGUUAGUGACCUUGUUUGAUGGACUGAAAAUUGACAUGAACGAAGUGACACCACCGAACACAUUUGAACAAUUUCGAUACAAUCCAAGCAUUGCUAGCGGAGCUGUAACACCGUUAGGAUCCUCGAAUAGUGAUUCCACGAAUAAUAGAAGUAUCCUAAAUGGUGGUGUAAGAGGCCGCAUGAGAUCGCAUGGUACAGAGAACGCAGCACCUCCUGUUCUUCAGCCAGCAAUGCACCGCAGUUCUACAAAUAUUCUUCAUAAUCCUAGUCAUAAUGCAAAUCAGCCCACCAAUAACACUAACAGCACUCAAAUUGUUGGCCUAACAUCUCCGAUGGCUAAUGGAAUUAGCAAUCAUCUUGUCGCAGAGAGUACCAGUGGAACUACUGGACCACCACUUGGACAGCCAGCAUCUGCAGGACCAUCUGGCAUCCCCGGGGAAGUUGAAAAUGGCAAUCAGCCGGAAGAGCCUCUACCUGCUGGGUGGGAAAUGAGAUACGACGUUUAUGGCAGAAGAUAUUAUGUGGAUCACAACACUCGCAGCACGUCUUGGGAAAGGCCACAGCCAUUGCCACCAGGUUGGGAAGUCCGAAGGGAUCCUAGAGGCAGAAUUUAUUAUGUAGAUCACAAUACGAGGAGCACUACAUGGCAGAGACCUAACACAGAAAGGCUACAACAUUUUCAACAUUGGCAAGGAGAGCGGCAACAUGUUGUCCAGCAAGGAAAUCAAAGAUUUCUUUAUCCUCAGGCUCACGGUGGUCAAGCUGCAGUUGCUGGACCUUCGACAGCCGUUGUUGAAGAAGAUGAUGCGCUGGGGCCACUACCUGCCGGUUGGGAAAGACGCAAACAGCCUGAGGGACGAGUUUAUUAUGUCAAUCAUAAAAAUCGAACAACUCAGUGGGAAGAUCCGAGAACGCAGGGACAAGAGACUGGAAUGGAUGAGCCUCCUUUACCUGAUGGUUGGGAGAUUAGAUUGACAGAAGACGGGGUGCGAUAUUUCGUUGACCACAAUUCAAGAAGUACAACAUUCCAAGAUCCAAGACCAGGGGCACCUAAAGGACCAAAAGGCGUCUACGGAGUACCGAGAGCUUACGAAAGAUCUUUUCGUUGGAAGUUGUCACAGUUCCGGUAUUUGUGCCACAGCAACGCUCUUCCUAGUCAUAUAAAGAUCAGCGUUACUCGGCAAACCUUAUUUGAAGAUUCUUACCAUCAGAUCAUGAGAUUACCAGCUUACGAAUUAAGGCGAAGAUUGUACAUUAUUUUCAAGGGUGAGGAAGGUUUGGAUUAUGGUGGAGUGUCUAGGGAAUGGUUCUUCCUGUUGAGUCAUGAAGUUCUGAAUCCCAUGUAUUGUCUCUUUGAGUAUGCAAACAAAAGUAACUACAGCCUACAAAUCAACCCAGCAUCCUACGUGAAUCCCGACCAUUUACAGUAUUUUAAAUUCAUCGGCAGGUUCAUUGCGAUGGCUCUUUAUCACGGUCGUUUCAUCUACAGUGGAUUCACAAUGCCUUUCUAUAAACGAAUGUUGAACAAGAAGUUGAUUAUGAAGGAUAUCGAAUCAAUAGAUCCUGAAUUCUAUAACUCCCUUGUAUGGAUAAAAGACAAUAACAUAGAUGAUUGUGGUUUAGAAUUGUAUUACAGUGUUGAUUUUGAAAUACUUGGACAAGUAAUCCACCACGAGUUGAAGGAUGGUGGUGAUAAAAUUAGAGUCGUUGAGGAAAACAAGGAGGAGUACAUGAGACUGAUGACAGAAUGGCGAAUGACGCGAGGGAUCGAGGAACAGACCAAAGCUUUUCUGGAAGGAUUCAACGAGGUCGUACCUCUUGAGUGGCUCAAAUAUUUUGAUGAACGAGAACUAGAGCUCAUGCUUUGUGGUAUGCAAGAAAUUGAUGUCGAUGAUUGGCAACGAAGUGCUAUUUACAGGCAUUAUACUCGUAGCAGUAAACAAGUGCUCUGGUUUUGGCAGUUUGUGCGAACAACAGACAGUGAAAAAAGAGCCAGGCUGCUUCAGUUUGUAACUGGAACGUGUCGUGUACCGGUUGGCGGAUUUGCUGAACUAAUGGGGAGCAAUGGACCACAAAGAUUUUGCAUAGAAAAGGUGGGCAAAGAUACGUGGUUGCCUAGAUCGCAUACAUGUUUCAACAGGCUAGACCUUCCGCCAUACAAAAGUUACGAUCAAAUGGUCGAGAAGCUGAACUAUGCCAUUGAAGAAACAGAAGGCUUUGGUCAGGAAUGACCGCUCAGAGUUUUGAAAUGAGAAAUGAAUGAAGUCAAACUGCACCAGAGUGCAUUGCACACUUAGGAACCAAACGUUAAAGUUGUAUAAAUACUUCGUUACAUUAAUAAUUAAUUGUAUACAAUAGGAAGUCUAUAGUCUUCUUGCAACGCCGGCGGAAUCAAUGAAACUCUUUACUUAUUUUCACGGUAGCUACAGUGGUGCUGAACCUUUUUUUAAGAAUAAAAAUAUCCCUCUCAGCAUGAUCAUCUUCAAUAAUAGUAUAUCUCAAAUACGGGCUCGAUCACUACUGGUAGUUGAUGAAGAAAUAUAUCGGAAUUUUCGCAUCUACUGAUAUUCGUUUUGUUUGUGUAAAUUUUUUAAAAUAUGUCAGUAUAGCCAGAUCUCAUCUUAUUCUAUCAAACCUUUGAUCUCUGGUCUGCUCCAUCUUAUAAAUAAGCUGCGAUUCGAGAGAUCUAGUAAUAUUUGUUCCACCGACAUUGCAUUUUGACUGAAGCAUUUGAAAUAAGAUACAUAGCUGUGGUAGCCAAAAUUAGGCGCGAUUUGUCCCAUGAAACAGUAUUUGGGAGACUUAGCCAAAUGUUGAGGAAUUUUGAUUGAUAUGCGUAGAAACUGUCGAAAAAAACAACUUUUCUCAAUUGAAAUUGUGUGAUUGCACAGCAGCCUACCAUCCUAAAAAUAUUAACAUUUCGUUGAUGUGCCCCGAAAAGUUGUAAACUAAUUCCAAUAAAUGACACAUCACUGCAUUCCAAUGAAACAGCGAAACACCACGAUUUCCAUUCAGCAGGGAGUUCAGUCGAGAACAAGUAUCGUCCGUCUUUGGUGAUUAUGUUAAUUAGCUAAUGAGAUUAUUUGAUGCUUUCUAUGUCCCACCAAUCUGGAGUUUAAAUUCCUCGUGAUAAUAAAUAUUGUACAUAAUGGAACUACGUAUAAUAAUUUGUGGUAUCUUUCAAGUUAUUGGCAAGCAAUGAUUUUAAAUAAAUAAUUAUCUGCCCUAUAGGUAUGUAUGCUGGAAUAAUUGGUGUUAAUUUUUGAAAGGAAGUAUCAUCUACUUUGCUGACAAUUACUCGCAGCAAAACAUAAUUAAUGAUCGUUUAAUUCAACAAUUAUUGUUACAAUAGGCAGAUUGGAUUGAAAAUAAAUUCGUCGCUUGUUAAUCACCGUACACAUAUACAUAUAAAUAUAAUUAUAUACAUAUAUAUACAUAAAGUUCAUGGAAUAAAGCACCUCUGUGGAUUUAUUUUUUGAUUCACUUACUUCUUUUUAUGAAACUUUGCAACAUAAUUGAUGAUCAACUUAUUCGAUCGAUUAUAUCUACUUACGAGGUGAUAGAAAUAUUUAUCUUCUAAUAUCAUUUUAGCGAGUAAAUUUACUUCUUUACAAUUUUAACGUAGUUAUUUUUGUUAGAUUUAUAUUAUUAUACGUCGUACGAGUUUUGUUAUUUGUUGACAACAGUAUUUGCUGCAACUAGAAAGCAGCUGUAACUUCAUACAUCCGAAAAACAUCUCAUGUGUAUCGAUUUAUAAGUCUUGAAUUGUUACCUUCGUCAUGUUAUUUCGCCGAUCGCCUAAUAUUGUUCAUAUAAAUUAGCAACGUACGAGACACUGCUCUUAUUUCCUUACCAAAUUAUUGAUGAGUUAAUAGUGAUUGUAAAAUUUCGAUAAUAUUAUCAGAACCUUGCCGAUUGAACUGUUUGUAAUUUGAAAACUUUAUCCUGAGUAAUGUAACAAUUUAUUUAUUUUUUUACAUUAUAUUAGCAGUGACUUCUAACCGUGAAUCAGUAGCUGUAUAUAGCUGUAUUUGACUUUGUAAUUAAAUUUUGAAGUAUAGGAAUAUUUAUUAUCCAGGUUUACCUUUGUUUCGAGAUGCACUAUACAGUUUAAUUUAUAAAUUGCCAAAUAAUAAUUAUUCCAUUCUCGUACGAGUAUAUUUUUGAAAUUAGAAUGAGUUAUUUUUUUGCUGAGAAGGAAUAUGGUACAGUCAUACGUAGAAUAGUACAAUGGAUUUUAUUAGAUUGUAUAUAAUUAUGUAACAUGUACAGAGCAUAAAAACAGUGAAUAAAUUUUUAGCUGGAAAAUAUAA
This is a messenger RNA of Athalia rosae (coleseed sawfly), 5146 nucleotides long. It is a transcript of the gene Su(dx), whose product is annotated as E3 ubiquitin-protein ligase Su(dx). The transcript is spliced from 13 exons. Gene Ontology annotation, biological process: ubiquitin-dependent protein catabolic process. Gene Ontology annotation, molecular function: protein binding; ubiquitin protein ligase activity. NCBI's taxonomy places the organism in Eukaryota, Metazoa, Arthropoda, Insecta, Hymenoptera, Athaliidae. Bases 434 to 3064 code for a protein of 876 amino acids. The record is from RefSeq and is a predicted model, not a curated record.